UCAGUAACUUAUAGCGGGACUGCGGCGGACAUUCUGACACUGGGGGGGAACUGACUUGGUGUCACUGACAUCCCCAGUGACACCAAUACAAUGAUCAGUGCUAAUAAAAAGCACUGUACACUGACACUGUACUAAUGGCACUGGGCAGGAAGCGGUUAACAUGUGGGGCAAUCAAAGGGUUAACUGUGUGCUGUUUUUACUAUGAGGCUGUGUGCUAUGUGUUUCACUGUAAGCGCACUGCUUUGUAUUGCUCUGCUGUGCAGAGAGAUACAAAGCAGCAUGUCUAUGCUGACAGGAGAGAGACCUGUAUUGUUUACACACAGGUCUGUCCCCUGUCAGCCUUUCCCAAUGAUUGCUGGGUGCCGGCUGGGAAU
This is a messenger RNA of Staurois parvus, 374 nucleotides long. NCBI's taxonomy places the organism in Eukaryota, Metazoa, Chordata, Amphibia, Anura, Ranidae. The record is from the annotation of a GenBank genome assembly.